AAGCGGCGCCACGUUUCCGUCCAUACUGAACACUCCGUCCGUCACGAUCAGGCGCGUACGGCAGCUCUGCGCCUCCGUCAGUUUCUGGUCCAGGGCAUUUUUAUCUUCACUUCUGAUCUGCUGACAAACAGGAAUUAUGGCCGAACAAGGGUACAAAGACAAAGUAAUGGGAAAAAGUAAAGUAAAUUUUGAUAGCGCCAUCGAUAAUAAUGUAAGUGGGGCUAAUAAUAUUGGCAGCAACGACGAAGCUCUUGCUAUUGAAAACGUACAGGAAAUUCAAUCAAGUGAAAAUAUUUCAGCGGAAGAAUGGGAACAAAUUGAGAAGAAACUAGAAUUUUUGGAUUCUUUUCAAAGUGAAAAAUCUACAGAAAGACACAUUGAAUCUUGCCAUCAGAAUCCUGUGUUUCUAGCCCCCCAACCUCGGCAGCACACCUCGCAGUUCGAUCAAACAAGUAUUCAAUUUCUACUUGACAACGAACAACCAAAUCCACACUUGUUUCCUGGCAAUCAACUGAAUCUACAAAACCCUGAAAAUUCAGGUAUGUUUUCCUUUCAAUCUUGCGAUGGAAUCAACCAAGACUUCCUGUUCGUCUCUCCGUUGAGGUCGGACGAGAGUUCACCCAACUUAACUAAUCCGAUGACUCCGUAUUACUCUGACAUUUCCAGUGCAAGCGCCCCGACUCCCGGUGUGACUGAAUCCACCAUGUCCACCUCAGGCGAUGUAGGGACAGCCUCAUUCAACAAUGAAUUAUCCUCGAGUUUGCCACACGCAAGUGUUGGCGAAUUCCCGGAUAGCUUAGAUUUGUUUUCUCUCGCUGAAUCCGAAAUACAAAACUUUUCUCUACUUUUGAACACGGAGAAUGCAAACGCCCAGUUGUCCAUUGAAACGGCAAAUAGGGCACAUCAGCAACAGCCAAUCCAUCCGCAUGAAAGAAAUCUGAUUGAUACAAAAAGUACCGAUACCUGGCAGAUGACAAUACCACAGAUGAAUGCAAAUGAACUGAACAUAUCUAAUAACCCAGAAAACGUCUCCCAACAUCUGAACUUGGACAAUGGAGAGCAGAUUGAAACAGCUGCCUCUGCAACUGCAGCAUCCUCGGACAUACCGAAUAAUCAGGACUGGGGUCCUGCCUAUUCAGAUUUUACAUUAGACGUGAUUGAUAUCAGUCCACCAAUAUUAGAAGACUUAGAUUCCAAUCCGGAACUUGUCGAUGAAGACAAAGAAACCGCGAUGGAAGAGUCUACUGCAGCAACGGCAAGCAUGUUACCGCGAACUCCGUUGCAUGACGUCUCCAGUAACUCUCAUUCUACAACGAGUAGCCAUAGCAAAGAGGAAACUUCAGUUUCAAAAGAAAAUAUAAAUCCUGAUGCUUCCGCUGUAAAACCGUCCAGUUCAAAAAUAAAAGUCAAUUCAAGAAAACCGAGUUCACGUCCGAGUACCACCACACCAAGUCCUAAUUCGAUCUCAAUUAAUUCAAGUGUUUGUUACAGUAAUCAAAGCUCGUCGUCGAAACGUACGCAAGAACCUCAUAUCAGUCAGGUAAACGAGAGCCUAAACAAUCCUGGCUCGAAUUCUCAACCUUCUACGAGCCAUCACUCACGUGCAACAGAAUUGAGCAGCGGGCCGAUCUCCAAUCUUAGGCAUCCAGAUGCCAGCGAUGCGAUACCUCAAAUAUCUCGACCAAAAGUGCCUUCAAUUGGCAAGCCAGUUUUCUUCACUUGGAAGAAUGAAGAACAGUUCUACACCAAAUCCGAUCAAAGUUCAGACUCGAGUGAUGACUCCUCGUCAGAUACCAGCAACAGCACAAACAGAGGGGCGAGUAAUGACAAGAAGAACGUCGUUCCCACACGCGGAAAAAGUACAAUCCGAUCAAGAGAGACGGCAAAUGUCGCACAAACCUCGUCUGCUGCAGCGGUGCUUGAAACAAGCAGUCAUUCCACUGUCGAAGCUCAGCGAACUUCAUCCAACGAACGCCCAAAUCGCGAGUCCGAAAAUCAAGGCGAAAGUUCAACAUCACAGCCGCCAGCUCGGAGGAAACGCGGACGUCCAAGAGCGCUGACAAAUAGCGCUGACAAGGAUUUGCCAACAACGGACACUGCUUCCAAGAUCCAAAUUUUGGACAAUAAAAAGUAUUUGAAACAGUUCCGACCAGGUCCAGAAGAGGGCGCGACGCACCUAACGAUCUUGGAGAGCUCGCUUCCUCCUCAUCUUGUGUGGCGCAUCAAAGGCAGGGGCGCUAUCACCGGCGACCGCAAACACUACGUCUUUUAUAAGUGCUUCAGGACAAACGAUGACGACCAUCUCAUGGUGGGAUCAGUUUUCACGACGCGUUAUUGCGAUGGCGAAGAAGGCAUGGGCAUCGUACGCGACAUGUAUCAGGAGAGAAACUGGGCGGGCGCCAUCUGCAUGAACAAGGUCACGAUACAGUUCUUCUGCUUCAUGUAUAAACUCCCCGAAGUUGGCAAUAACUUUAGUCUUGAAAACUUGAAGGCCACGCUAGCGAACAUCCAUCUGCCGCCGCACCAGGCGGUGUUUUUAACAGAAUCUCGUUUUCAUUUCAACCUUCAGUUCGUGUCCGCCCCCAAGCGCGUGCUCUGCAUCAACGACUUCAGAGAGUGGCUGAAGCAUCGACCUCCUCCUGAACCCACAGACUCUUACGUGGACCACUACUAUCUAGCGGGCACCUACUACAAAAAUACCGAAACUAUUGAUCUCAACUUGUCGGGGGGUUUUACUUACCCCAAAUGAAAAAUGUUCCUUAUUCAUAGAGUUUUCACUAAACACGAAGUUCCAGAGAGACUCAAGCACUGAAAGAAAGAAGAAUUCUUCCGGGAGCGUCCAGAAAAAAAUCAAAGCUCGAGAGAGAUACUCCUUCGAGAUACGUUCAUCGAGGGUGGAAAAAUUAAGCUUUUUUAUGGAAAAAUUAUUGUAUGAAUCGAAAUUGCCGCAUCAACAUUUCAUAAAUUAGCUUUCCCGAAUUUUUAGUGAGUUUGCCGCGGUUUAUAUUCGCGGAUUGUUUUUAAAUAACAAGUUGUUGCGAUGUUUUUGUAAAGAAACGGUUUUAGUGUCUUGCCAAGAAACAGUUUUAAUGACGACACACGAGAUUGGACGCUCUUUUGCCUGUCCCAUUUUACUUUACUUGUCCCAUUUACAUUUUACUUGCCUGUCCAUUUUAUUGAGUCACAAAUGCACGCAAUUCUAACAUUUAAUUAGUAUCCCCAAUUUUAGUAAAGAUUUGAAGUUCGCUAUAAAUUGUGUUCCAUUUAUUAAACUCAUUAUGAACUCGUUUAUUCAAGUUGUUUUAAGCUUAAAUAUCAUCCUGACUAUCGCUUGUCUUUGCAACCACAGCACGACAGUGUGUUUCACGUGGCAUUCGUAACACAGAAAAAUGAGUGAAACUUUGUCCGAAAAGUGAUAAACUUUUGCCUUUUUCAUCGUCUGACCAAGUUUGGGUCAGGCAAAGGGUUGUAUCAGUGAUACGUCCGCUCUCUGCUCGUGCUGUGGCUAACUAAAUGUGUCACUAUUUAGGCAAAUGACCCAUUCAUUAUUAAGUGUGACCAAUUAUGUAUUUUACUCAGAAUUAAGUGAUAUAAGCGAGUAUUUUGACCGUGUUGUUUACGUUAUUGUAAUAAAAGAUUUACAGAAAAAUGGA
Messenger RNA from Hyalella azteca, 3653 nucleotides. Its product is annotated as dentin sialophosphoprotein. The record is from RefSeq and is a predicted model, not a curated record. The transcript has 5 exons. Lineage: Eukaryota; Metazoa; Arthropoda; Malacostraca; Amphipoda; Hyalellidae. Bases 137 to 2749 code for a protein of 870 amino acids.